UGUCACGCGUGCGCUCCGUCGCCGUUCAUUUGUUGAUCAUGUGGGUGUUAUCGGUGCACGGUGGUUGAGCUCUCCUCUCAACAGAAAAAAAAAGGGGGGAUUGAAUUAAACGGCGGUCGGCAAGGGCACCGGAGGACGCGGCCCCCACCAGCCACCAUGGACAUCGUCGACGAGGACUGCUGCCAGCACAUCGAGGACUACAAGCGCGACGACAUCAACACCUUCAGAGUGGUGCACGCCAUCUUCGUCGUCUGCACGGACGAGAAGUCCAAACAGACCAAGCUUAAGAACGCUUUUUGCCAUGUGUGCCAAAGACUCGGGCCUCACCUGCACGCGUGCCUCCACUGCGUCUUCUUCGGCUGCCACAAACACAUCAGAGAGCACACGGCAGACAUGAAGCACUGCUUCAGCAUGGAUCUCACCUACGGACAAGUGCACUGCACCAAGUGCGACGAUUACAUCUACGACUCCAAACUGGACGAGAUUGCCAUGACGAACAAAAUGAGCGCAGCUAAAUGUAACAAAAGAUUGUUGAAUUGGACUUCGUGGGAACCUUUGGAGGAGGAUAGAGGCGAUUUCUUGAACUGCAAUCCGAAGCGAAUCUGCAUCACGCCUGACUCGACGAUCGGGUUGAGGGGUCUCCUGAAUUUGGGAUCGACGUGCUUCAUGAAUUGCAUAGUUCAGGCGUUGAUGCAUACUCCACUUCUGAGAGACUACUUCUUGAGCGAAAGACACAAAUGCAAUGGACUUCCUGGCACGUGCUUAGUUUGCGAACUCUCCAGAUUGUUUCAGGAAUUUUACAGAGGACAACGUGUUCCUUUGGCCCUGAACAAACUCCUCCAUCUGAUCUGGACUCAUGCUCAACAGUUGGCAGGAUACGAGCAGCAGGACGCGCACGAGUUCUUCAUCGAAACGCUGGGCGUGCUGCACAAGCACUGCGAAGAACUGUCUCCACAACAUUCCACCAUCUCCACCACCGAGAAGAUCACGAAAUGCGCGAGCAUCAUCGACCAGAUCUUCGCAGGAGGUUUGCAGAGCGAUCUGGUCUGCCAGAAGUGCAACGCCGUUUCGACGACGAUCGAUCCGACCUGGGAUUUCUCGUUGGAUUUGGGUCCGGUGAGUCUGGGCGGACGACCGCCCUCAUCGUUGAUCGACUGCUUGGAGAGGUACACGCGACCGGAACAUUUGGGUUCCAUCAAAUGCUCGAGCUGCCAGUCCUACCAAGAGUCCACGAAGCAGCUCACGCUGAAAACCCUUCCGAUCGUCGUCAGUUUUCACCUAAAACGCUUUCAACAUUCCAAAGAAGUAAGAUUUUUACCUACAAAGUCCAGUUUAAACGUUUUCUUUUUCAUACAGAAAGAGAAGAAAAUCCUCACUUCGAUUUCGUUUCCUGAGAUGCUCGACAUGACGCCCUUCAUGAGUCGCAACAAGACCAGCUCUUCGUACCCGAUUCCUCCGGAUAAUCGUUACUCCCUCUUCGCCGUCAUCAACCAUUUGGGCAGUUCCAUCAACGCCGGUCAUUACACCGCGUACGUUCGGCAGCAACGCGAUUACUGGUACAAAUGCGAUGACCACGUCAUCACCAGAGCAAAUCUCAAAGAAGUAUUGGAUUCCGAAGGCUACUUGCUCUUCUACCACAAACACAACCUGGGAUACGAGUGAGAGACGUUUCGUUAUUUUUUUUUAAUGUAUAUUUAGGAAAUUCUCAAACCCUUCGCUUUCCCGACUCUCCCCAAUAGAUGUUAAUUUUUAUUUUUUUUAAACUACGUUAUUUAAUAAA
Molecule: messenger RNA, 1780 nt
Organism: Nicrophorus vespilloides
Lineage: Eukaryota; Metazoa; Arthropoda; Insecta; Coleoptera; Silphidae
Gene: not
Product: ubiquitin carboxyl-terminal hydrolase nonstop
Biological process (GO): protein deubiquitination
Molecular function (GO): zinc ion binding; cysteine-type deubiquitinase activity
Source: RefSeq, a predicted model, not a curated record